UUCACACGAAGAAGUAAACUGAAGUGAACAGUGACUGAACAAUUUACACGUUGGCGUUUUUAUUGUUAUUUCGACGUUUAUUAACACCCUGGAACUCAACAUAUAUCUAAUUUAACUGCGCAGCAUCACACACGUACAAGGUGGUGUUUAAUUCGAGUUGGAGACAGGACUUGGUUGAUAGAUGUUAUCUAGGUAACGCUAGCUAGCUGCUAACAAUGGCUAACUGUAUGGUUUUUCACACUCAAAUAGCCUCCAUCAUGGAGGUGCUAGCGAAUGCAGCUGUGGCAGACAUCUGUAAACUCGUAGACGACGACUAUGCAGUGUUUCGUUUGGAAAUAACUCAAAGCCAGAAAGAAAACAGGGCAUUACGGAGGAAACUACAACUACUGGAACUGAAGGUGGCACGGGAGAGCGCAGAAGGGACCAAUAGUGUCAAAAUCCUCGACCGAUACAGAGGAAUGCCAAGAGCUGAAGUACAUCUCACUGGAGGCCACAGGAGCUUUGUGAAAUCAGCGCGAUACAAUACAUGGAGAGAUGACCAACCAAUCACUGUUGACGAGGGGAGUGGAACCUCAACCCAGCACGUUACCGUAAAAGAGACUGCAGAUGCAGAGGCUGCAGUUCUUGGAGUCAAGCAGGAUAGCACUGAAGUAGAGGACCCACAACACAGUAGAGACAUCCAGACUGGAGUGACUGGAGCACUCCCUGUAGCCACGGAGGUCCCCACCACCGCCGCCCGACGCAGCAUCACGGAGGAGGAGGGUCCAGAGGUGCUGCUGGUGAAGGAGGAGGGUCUGGAGAACCCUGAGGGGACCAUGGUCAUGGAGGACAACCAGACUACACCUCCUGAACCCACAGAGGAACCAGCUGAUCAGCACAGGACCACACAGGGUCUCACUGAGUCAGUAGACAUGGAGGAUGGGAAGCCUGAUCUGCUGCUUGUCAAAGAGGAGACGAUAGAGGACGGACCAGAGAGCAUUGAUCUGAUGAGUGGACUAAAGAUGGGGGAGCAAGGUGGUUGGCAGGAGGCUAAAAGAGGAGACUGGGUGGCCAUCUUGGAUUCCCAGACCCAGACGGGUGCAGCCAAGGGCCCACGGGACAACAUCACUGAUCAGGCCAGGACCAGAGGCGACAUGGUGGAGGUCAGUGGAUGGGACAGCGUCCUCAACUCUGGGCUGGGGAACAACACUGUUAACCACAACCAGAAACAGACAGGGGAACACAAAACAACAUCCGAACUUAGUCUCCAUGACAACAGACUGGCUGAGACCAGGGUGAGGCGUAGAUUUGGUCUGCAGGGGCGAGGAGUUGUCUUUAUGGGAACAGUCACAGACUCGGCUAGCGAUGCUCCAUCCUGCUCCUAUAGUUGUGAUUCAGAGAGACUGAUGGAGCCUCAGGUUAACCCUCUAACAGGUGCUGCCUUCAGCCUGCCUUCUAUAGGAUCUAUCAACUGGAACAUGGACCCUGCGACAACACAGACACACCCUGGCCUUCAUCCUCCUCACACUCUCCUAAUGUUAAACCAGACCUCAGACAAUGCCAGUGCCUCAUCACUAAAUGGCUACACAAGCCCAUUGACAAAUGACAGUAAUAGUAACGCAAUCAGCAGAUCUAGUGGCAAAGAGAAGCGCUUCCCGUGUUCAUUCUGUGGGAAAGCCUUCAGUUUCCGCAAACAGGUGGAGAUCCACAAGAGGAUGCACACAGGGGAGAAACCUUUCGGCUGCCAACUGUGCCGGGCCAGUUUUUCACAAUCAUCCAGCCUGAAGAGGCACCAGAGAGUCCACACAGGGGAGAAACCCUUUAGCUGUCCCCAGUGUGAGAAGAGGUUCUCCCACCAGCACCAUCUGAAGGUGCACCUGAAGAUCCACACGGAGGAGAGGCCAUUUGCCUGUACGCACUGCGGGAAGAGGUUCUCAGAGAGGAGCUACCUCAGGAUACACCAGCAGCAAAUGCACACAGCACAUGUAUAGAGUAUAGUGACAUGUGAUGUAGUACUAGUUUGUUUGUAGUUAAUUCUGUUGGUUUUGGAUGUAGUAGGGAGCUGGAUGAGAUGAACUGAGGAUAGAAUGAGUAUGAUGAGACAGAGUAGAUGAUAGGCUGGUGGUUGGUGUGAUGGUGUCUGUAAAAAAAAAAAUUGCUGAUUUAAGACUAACUUUUUUCCAGUUGUUUUAUAAUGAGAAAAUGAUUGGGCCUUAAGUUUACUUGACAUGAAGUAGUGAAGCUGUGUGUAAUGUUGAACCUUUUCCAAAGUAUUCUAAAAUUCAUUUUAACAAAACGAGGGUACCAGAUUUACAGAAAAGGUUGUGUUACCAUAGUGAGAAAAGUUAUUGUACUUGUCACUUAUCGUUUUGUACAAUAAAAGUACUGAACUUCACGUAUGUGAGUGUAUGACCAUUUUGUUGAAAUUAAAUACAAAUUUGACUCUG
Molecule: messenger RNA, 2426 nt
Organism: Salvelinus fontinalis (brook trout)
Lineage: Eukaryota; Metazoa; Chordata; Actinopteri; Salmoniformes; Salmonidae
Product: zinc finger protein 143-like
Exons: 6
Coding region: 216-1970 (584 amino acids)
Cellular component (GO): nucleus
Source: RefSeq, a predicted model, not a curated record